AUGUCACUUCCAGACGUUUUGAAACGUGGCGAUGACUUUCUGGCGGAAUAUCCACGAAGAUCGGUUUUAUGGAACCUAGCAUCUCACGGGACAUGCCUUUUCACAGUAGGCGUUUCCAAGUUAAUAUUGAAUGCAUUUUAUAACGUGAAGUUGAACAAUUACGAAAAUUUGGAACACGCAAUUGAAAGAAGCAGUUUAGAGAAUAGGGGGCUUAUGACGGUGAUGAAUCAUAUGUCGGUUGUUGAUGAUCCAUUUUUGUGGGGUGUCUUUCCUUGGAAAAUGUACCGAAAAAUGGAAAAUAUAAGAUGGUGCUUAGGAGCUCAAAACGUUUGUUUCCAGAACAAAUUCUUCUCAACUUUUUUUUCAUUGGGUCAAGUUUUGUCUACUCGCAGAUUUGGUGGCGGACCUUUCCAAGGGUCCAUCGAUGCGUCGAUUCGGCUUCUCUCCCCAGACGACACUUUGGACCUGGAAUGGAUACCGCACCGUGAAGAACCCAGCAAGCCUGCCAAGCCCUCAAAUUUAGAAGUUGCUUUCCAAAAUGCCAAGAAAGAGUACCUUCCACCAGUAGCACGCACAAAACCAUCGUGGGUCCAUGUUUAUCCGGAAGGGUUCGUGCUACAGCUUCAUUCACCUUAUGCCAAUUCGAUGAGGUACUUUAAGUGGGGUAUCACAAGGCUUAUCCUCGAAACUACAGUGCCUCCCAUUGUGGUACCGAUGUUCGCAACGGGGUUCGAAAAAAUCGCACCAGAAUCUGCCGCAGGGACGCUCAUCGAGAGGUAUUUACCUCAAAAUUUCGGUGCUGAGAUUAACGUUACGGUGGGUGACCCGAUCGAUGAUAAAAUUAUUGAGUCUUAUCGUGCUGAAUGGAAGCAAUUGGUCGAGAAAUAUCACGAUCCACAGAACCCUACAGACCUCACAAUGGAACUAAAAGUUGGCCAGGAAGCUCAAGAUCUUCGCAGCAGGCUCGCUGCGGAACUAAGGACGCAUGUUGCGUUUGUCAGACACGAACAAAGGGGUUUCGAAAAGGAAGACGAAAGGUUUGCAAGUCCUUUUUGGUGGAAAACUUACACUCAAAGCGAAGGGUCUUCAGACCCAGACGUUAGAUUUAUCGGUAAGAAUUGGGCAAUUCGUAGGCUGCAAAAAUUUUUACAGGAGGAAGAGCGUAUUCAAAAUGAGUUGAAUGAGUUAAAUCACCCUCCGAAGGAUUGA
This is a messenger RNA of Lachancea mirantina, 1209 nucleotides long. Lineage: Eukaryota; Fungi; Ascomycota; Saccharomycetes; Saccharomycetales; Saccharomycetaceae. The record is from the annotation of a GenBank genome assembly.